Molecule: messenger RNA, 1482 nt
Organism: Xiphophorus couchianus (Monterrey platyfish)
Lineage: Eukaryota; Metazoa; Chordata; Actinopteri; Cyprinodontiformes; Poeciliidae
Product: keratin, type I cytoskeletal 13-like
Exons: 7
Coding region: 57-1397 (446 amino acids)
Cellular component (GO): cytoskeleton
Molecular function (GO): structural molecule activity
Source: RefSeq, a predicted model, not a curated record
GUCUCCACUCUCUCCUCUGCAGCUGAUGCUCCAGCACCUCCUGAACAUCCAUCACCAUGAAUAGCUUUUCCUCCAGAUCCCUGGGUGGUUUCAUGUCCGGCGGCGGCCUCAGGAUGUCCUCCGGCUCCUCUGCCAUGUCCAUGUACAGCGGCGGCCGCGGCGGAGCCGGUGGUGGUGGAGCCUCCAGCUACGGUUUUAGCUUCGGUGGAGCAGGCGGUGGUGGCGGAGCCUCCAGCUACGGUUUUAGCUUCGGUGGCGGCGCCGGUGGUGGAGCAGGCGGUGGUGAUAGCAUGAACAUCCCUGCCAACGAGAAGGCCACCAUGCAGAACCUGAACGACCGUCUGGCCACCUACCUGGAGAAGGUCCGCAGCCUGGAGGCAGCCAACGCCGAGCUGGAGAAGAAGAUCAGGGAGUUCCUGGACAAGAAGACCUCACCGUCCGCCAGAGACUACAGCGCCUACUAUGCCACCAUCGUAGAUCUGCAGGGAAAGAUCCAGAGAGCCACUGUAGACAACGGUGGGAUCUACCUCGCCAUCGACAACGCCAAGCUGGCCUCUGAUGACUUCAGGAUGAAGUAUGAGAACGAGAUGUCCAUGCGUCAGUCGGUGGAGGCCGACAUCGCUGGGCUGAAGAGGCUCCUGGACGACCUGACUCUGGCCAGGUCUGACCUGGAGAUGCAGAUCGAAGGCCUAAGGGAGGAGCUGAUCUUCCUGAAGAAGAACCAUGAGGAGGAGCUGCUGGCCACCAGAACGCAGAUGAGCGGCCAGGUGAACGUGGAGGUGGACGCAGCUCCAGGACAAGACCUGAACAAGAUCAUGGAGGAAAUGAGGGAGCACUACGAGUCCGUCGCCGCCAAGAACCGCAAAGACCUGGAGGCCUGGUUCCAGAACAAGACAGAAGGGCUGAACAAAGAAGUCGCUGCCAACACAGAAACGAUGCAGGUAUCCAAGUCAGAGCUCACAGAGCUCAAACGGACCCUGCAGGCCCUGGAGAUCGAGCUGCAGUCACAACUCAGCAUGAAAGCCGGUCUGGAAGGCACGCUGGCGGAAACCCAGAACGGCUACGCCAUGCGACUGGCGGGCUUCCAGAACCAGGUGUCGUCUCUGGAGGAGCAGCUGAUGCAGCUGAGGGCCGACCUGGAGCGGCAGCGACAGGAGUACCAGGUGCUGCUGGACAUGAAGACCCGACUGGAGAUGGAGAUCGCAGAAUACCGCCGCCUGCUGGACGGAGAGGGAGGCGGCAGCAUCUCGUCCUCCAAGGCCUCCUCCACCUCGGCCUCCACCUCGGCCUCCACCUCCGGCUCCUCCUCCACCACCACCACCACCACCAGGUACGUCGUUGUAGAGGAGGUGUUGGUGGACGGAAAGGUGGUGAGCACCUCCACACAGGAUGCCUAGGGAGCCGGAGACAGCGCCCCCUGCUGCAGAAAUGGAAACAACAACUAAAAUCUGCUUUAAAAUAAAAUCAGAUUUAAAAAAUCCA